Molecule: messenger RNA, 895 nt
Organism: Bactrocera tryoni
Lineage: Eukaryota; Metazoa; Arthropoda; Insecta; Diptera; Tephritidae
Product: protein late bloomer
Exons: 5
Coding region: 1-690 (229 amino acids)
Cellular component (GO): membrane
Source: RefSeq, a predicted model, not a curated record
AUGUUUCGCUGCACCAGGAAGCGCUUGAAAGUCACGUUAUUCGUAUUUAAUGCGAUCUGUGCUAUCAUGGGUGUUAUACUAAUGUGGUUCGGAGCUUGGCUACAUAGUAAUAUUGGAGAAAUAGAUGUGGAUAAUAGUGAAACCCUGGUCGCCACUGUCAUUGUACUCCUCGGCGCAGUGUUACUGGUGAUGGCGAUCUUUGGCUGUGCUGCAACCUACAUGGAGUCCAAAAGCAUGUUGAUAAGUUAUGCUGUGAUUUUAGUUAUUUUGCUGGUCAUACAAAUAUUCCUCGUGAGCAUUAGCUACACGGCGGCUAGCGGCAGUCUCUCAAGUGGCCUACAACGAGGUUUCGACGAACUCUGGGAUAGACGGAAUGCGAAUAAAAAUACAACAUUGUCUUUUUAUGAAGAGUGGCUCCAGUGCUGCGGCAAGAGCAGCGCCAAUGACUAUUUUCUCAUGGACAAAGUUCCGCCGCCCAGCUGCUGUCGCUACCAAGACUGUACGAACGUUCUAAAUCUCUAUGUGGAUGGUUGUGAGAAGAAAUUUGGCGAAUAUUUGACUGAGAAGACGAGCAGCUUCAACACUAUUAGUUGGUGUUUGAUCAUCACGGAGUUAAUUGGCUCGGUGUUCGCUUGCAUUUUGCUUGAUAGCAUCCGAGAUUAUCGCGAUCGCAUUCGUUUCUACAACUGAGGAGUGCGGAGAGCUAGACACAAAAUGCAAAUACCUCGUUCCUUUGCACUGCAUAGUAUUGUUACACACACAUAUAUAUAUAUACAUAUGUUGAAUUGAUAUAUUAUUAAUAUAAAUUAGGAAAAAUAUUGUAAAUUAUUAGCUAAUUAUUGUUAUGCAAGCUAAACCUAGACCUAAAAAAUUUAGUUACAUUCUUAUAUAAUUU